Messenger RNA from Chiloscyllium plagiosum (whitespotted bambooshark), 1889 nucleotides. Its product is annotated as T-cell surface glycoprotein CD3 delta chain. Gene Ontology annotation, biological process: cell surface receptor signaling pathway; positive thymic T cell selection. The record is from RefSeq and is a predicted model, not a curated record. Gene Ontology annotation, molecular function: transmembrane signaling receptor activity. Gene Ontology annotation, cellular component: external side of plasma membrane; alpha-beta T cell receptor complex. NCBI's taxonomy places the organism in Eukaryota, Metazoa, Chordata, Chondrichthyes, Orectolobiformes, Hemiscylliidae.
UUGUCCACCACAGGCUGCGGGUCCCGAAGAUGAAGUGUCACAUUCUCCUGAUAACGGUCACAGCUUUGGCUCUGCACUUGUUCGGGGUUUCUCAAGGAUCACUUGUGAUCGAGGAGCAGACAAAUGGAAUCACUUUGAAAUGUGCACAUGGUAAAGACUGGCAAAAGGAUGGGUUAGUAUACGAUCGGGUGACGGACGAUGGGAGUGUCAGGCUCUCGACGCUGUCAGACAGUGAUACCGGAGAAUACAGCUGUGCAGAUGAUCAUGGAAGUUCUUCAGCUUUUGUGUUUGUCAGACUUUGUAGGAACUGUGUGGAGUUGGAACCCGGUACCAUCUCAGGGAUUGUGGUUGGGGACAUCAUUGCCACCAUCUUGAUCGCUCUGGCUGUUUACUGUGUGGUUUCUUCCAACAAGGACAAAGUUUCCAAUGAGUCUGAGAAGCAAAACCUUGUUCCUUAUGAUCAUAAUGACCUUUAUCAGGAUCUUGGGACACGAAGGGGAAGCUGUGAAUACAGCCAGCUCUCCCCACGGCUGAAAAUAUAACCCACUCUCCUGAGACUGACACAACAGACUUUGAACGUGGCAGCAACAUCUACCACCUUGCUCACUGCUUUUCUGUUAUUUGAUAAUGUUUUUCUGACCUUUGGUUGUUGUUGAUGAGUCUAUAUAAGGUCAAUGCAAUUCCAAUGACUGGUCCAACUCACAGUCUUAUCCCUGUUAACUGUUGUCAUUUAGCACAACAUCAGCUAUGAACAAAUGAGCUUUUGUGAGCAUUUUGUGGAGUAACAAAUUGUUUGGGUUUCACUGUCAGUGAUAUCUCAUUCCAUUUAUUCACUCGGUAUUUUUUGAAUAUAGAAUGCUUUGGCAAGAGACUGGAGUAAAGUUCUGGGAGAGCAGUGAUUGUGGGGGGAGUUAGAGAGGGUGGCUUUUGGAGGAAAUGAUUCUACUCCAAGUUGCAGCUCAGCUGCUAGCUCCAGUUUCCCCCAGAUGCUUUUAGUCGCAUGAUUUGACGGAACCCGGGUCUUGCUUAAAACAGAGUGGUGCUGUUGAAGCUUCUUGCCUUACACUCAUCAGGACAGAAUUACAGGAAUACUAAAAUCCCAAAGGGAACACCAAUUUAUACUGAUGAGGAAAAGAUGCUGAUUGGUUUGCAAAUCAACACUGGCAAUGCCUUGACCAACCAAAGGUAAUGCAAAGUUAGCUCUGAUUCUGCAUUAGGAUAGCACUUGCUGGACAGUCUGGAGUGUGCCAAGAAUUAUGCUAACAACCAAUUGAAGGGUCACAUUGUAACUCAUAUAUACAUGCUGGAAGCUGCAUCUAUUCACACACACUGAUCUGACAUUUUGUUCAGACAUUGCAGCUUUUUACAAAAGGAUGGGACAGUCGUCCUCUGGUGCAUUUUCUGUGGCACUGUUUCAAUCAAUCUGAGAUAAUUUGCCAACUGUUCAGCACCCUCUCCUCAUGCAGUAUAAAUUGUUGUUCCCUUUGGGAUUUGGAAUUCUUGUGAUUCUGACCUGAUGAGUGCAAGAUAAAAUACUCUUAAUGAUAUGUGUGUUUUUCAGCAAUAAAGAUGCAUUUCAUUUUCUAGACCAGUUAGGGAUUUUGAUUUUCUGUAUUGAGUGCUGGUUUUUAAUUGCUUUAUAAACACUGUCUGCUCUUUAUUGACUUAGUUCCAUGGGCUGAGAGGCAGCUUUCUGAAGUUGGGCAAUGUGUUUAAUUCUUUUCCAUGCUAAUGACUUAUAUGUACUUCCUUCUGGUAUAAGCAUCAAUCCAUCUCUACCAGCAUUUAGGAUUUGAUUUGAUUUAUUAUAGUCACAUGUACCUAAGUACAGUGAAAAGCUUUGUUUUGCAAUGAGUACAGGCAGAUCAUAACAAACAAGGACAUAGAGA